Megalops cyprinoides (Indo-Pacific tarpon) is the source of this 722-nucleotide messenger RNA. RefSeq names its product leukotriene C4 synthase (gene ltc4s). Gene Ontology annotation, molecular function: enzyme activator activity; glutathione peroxidase activity; leukotriene-C4 synthase activity. Gene Ontology annotation, biological process: leukotriene biosynthetic process. The record is from RefSeq and is a predicted model, not a curated record. Gene Ontology annotation, cellular component: nuclear envelope; membrane; endoplasmic reticulum. The coding region runs from base 64 to 513 and encodes 149 amino acids. NCBI's taxonomy places the organism in Eukaryota, Metazoa, Chordata, Actinopteri, Elopiformes, Megalopidae. The transcript is spliced from 5 exons.
GGUGCCGCCAGGUAGGUCGGCUGCACGUCGCGAGUGAAAAACUGCGAAUUGUGAAUCCACGCAAUGCUGGACGACGUAGUUUGCGUGGCAGCGGUCACAGUCCUGGGAGUUCUAGAGCAAGCUUACUUCUCCCUGCAGGUGAUCUACGCCAGGCGCAAGUACUCUGUCUCCCCCCCAUGUACCAACGGGCCCCCCGAGUUUGAGAGAGUUUUCAGAGCCCAGGCAAACUGCUCCGAGUACUUUCCCAUCUUCAUCACCAUCCUCUGGGUGUCUGGCCUGUUCUUCAGCCCAGCUGCCGCCUCCAUUUGUGGGCUCCUCUACCUGUACGGGCGCUACCUGUACUUCCAGGGAUACUCUGCAUCAGCACAUGGCAGGUUGGCUCCGCUCUAUUUCAGUGCAAAAGUUCUCUGGCUGCUGAUUGGUCUGUCUGCUCUCGGGGUUCUGAACUCCAUGAGUCAGCUGUACCUGGGGCUGGACAUCCUGCAGCAGCUGAGUGGCCUCUUCUUUGACUGAGGGAGAGCGGUGCGCAGCUCCACGGCUCCUUCCCCAAGUCCCGAGGCCUCGAACAACCCCUUCCCGGCCAGGUCAAAUACACGGCAGGAAAAUGUUUUUGUGAGGGUGUGCUGCUCCAGGAUCACCUCCUCCCCUUUCCCUCUAAAUUCCAGCACUCCAGCUGUCUCCAUGCUCUCUGUGCUUUGAACACUGCCAGAAGGACAAUGCAA